GAAGCGCUCGCUAGAUCCAGGUCCCCGUCUCUAUCCGGCGAGCAGCGGCGGGGCAGCGGCAGCACUGAGGCUGCGGCGAGAGAGACGGAGGCAUAGAAGCAGGAGGAGAGGCGGGGAGGGGCCGGCCUGGAGCUGUGGGCCGGCCUGGAGCUGUGGGAGUGACUCAGUCCGGCUCGCUCGCUCGCUCCUCUCCUGCGCCGGGCUAGGGAAGGACUCGCCUUGGGCACCAGCUGCCCGAGCCAGCGGAAGCCGCUGCGCUGCGGAGAGCGCACCACGACGGAGAGUCGGCGGCGCAGAGCGCUCUGCCGCCGCCUCCAGCUCUUUAGGCGCCGCCUUCCAGCUCUUUAGGCGCCGCCUCCCUGCUGAUCCCGGCCCCCAUCCCGGGAGGUUGGAAAAGGGCUGCCGCUGCUUCGCCGAGGAGAGCCGCGCGCCUGUCCGCCUAUUGUUUCUCGCCGGGGUGGCUUUUUGUGUCUGCGCGCGUUUGCGCUGUUGGUGCUGCUGCCGCCGCGCUGCCCAUCCGCAGCGCGGCCCUCGGGACCUGUUGGGGCCGCUGCUGCCGCCGUAGGUGUCGGAGGGGGGCAACCCCCUUCCUUCUCUCCACCCUCCGGGGCGCGGGCCAAGCCAGCGCGUGUCUGAAGACUUUCACCUUGGAGGACAAGAGAGAAACGCACCACCCUCUCCAUUUUGCUAACAGGAACCUAAGCGCCAAGCCCUCAUGGAGUCUGAGAGCUCAGUCGCCAACCAGUAGCAGGAGAACUGGGAUGUUUACCUGGAAGUACCUCAUUCUUUGGGCUGUGCUGGUCACAGCCACGCUGUCCACUGCGAGACCAGCACAAACUCUGCCAGAGCAAGUUCUGCCCAAAACAAGCAUUGAAGUGGAGUCUUAUUCGGCUCACCCUGGCGACCUCCUCCAGUUGCGCUGCCGGCUACGGGAUGAUGUGCAGAGCAUCAACUGGAUUCGAGAUGGGGUCCAGCUCUCAGAGAACAACCGGACGCGCAUCACAGGGGAGGAGGUGGAGGUCAGGGACGCCGUGCCAGAGGACUCAGGGCUUUAUGCCUGCAUGACCAACAGCCCCUCUGGAAGCGAGACCACCUACUUCUCCGUGAAUGUCUCAGAUGCUCUUCCAUCUGCCGAAGAUGAUGAUGAUGACGAUGAUUCCUCCUCAGAGGAGAAGGAGGCAGAUAACUCCAAACCAAAUCAAGCCAUUCCACCUUACUGGACAUAUCCUGAGAAGAUGGAGAAGAAGCUUCAUGCUGUCCCAGCUGCCAAGACCGUGAAAUUUAGGUGUCCAUCUAGUGGGACACCCACCCCUUCGCUGCAUUGGCUGAAGAAUGGCAAGGAAUUCAAACCUGACCAUCGUAUAGGUGGAUAUAAGGUUCGUCAUGCAACCUGGAGUAUCAUCAUGGACUCAGUUGUGCCAUCAGAUAAAGGCAAUUACACCUGCAUUGUGGAGAACAAGUACGGAACCAUCAACCACACCUACCAGCUUGAUGUAGUCGAGAGGUCACCUCACCGGCCUAUCCUACAAGCUGGGCUCCCGGCUAACAAGACUGUCUCCCUGGGUAGCAACGUGGAAUUUGUUUGCAAAGUCUACAGCGACCCUCAGCCCCACAUCCAAUGGCUGAAGCACAUUGAGGUCAAUGGGAGCAAGAUUGGUCCAAAUAACUUGCCUUAUGUGCAGGUCUUGAAGAGCUCGGGAAUUAAUAGCUCCGAUGCGGAGGUGCUGACCCUGUAUAAUGUGACAGAGGCUGAGAGUGGGGAGUAUGUUUGUAAGGUUUCCAAUUAUAUUGGUGAGGCUAACCAGUCUGCGUGGCUGACCGUCACCAGACCCAUGGCUGAAGCUAUUGAAGACAAGCCAGCUAUGAUGACAUCCCCUCUGUACCUGGAAAUCAUAAUUUACUGCACAGGAGGCUUCCUCAUCUCUUGCAUGGUUGUGACCGUCAUCAUAUACAAGAUGAAGAGCACUACAAAGAAGUCAGACUUCAACAGCCAGCUGGCUGUGCAUAAACUGGCUAAGAGCAUCCCCCUGCGCAGACAGGUAACAGUGUCGGCUGAUUCGAGUUCCUCCAUGAACUCAGGUGUGAUGCUUGUGCGCCCCUCACGGCUUUCCUCCAGUGGGACCCCAAUGCUGGCGGGUGUCUCUGAGUAUGAGCUGCCAGAAGACCCCCGUUGGGAGCUUCCCAGAGACAGGCUGAUUCUGGGUAAACCAUUGGGGGAAGGCUGCUUUGGACAGGUGGUGCUUGCUGAGGCAAUAGGGCUAGACAAGGACAAGCCAAACCGAGUGACCAAAGUGGCAGUGAAGAUGCUAAAAUCCGACGCCACAGAAAAAGAUCUGUCAGACUUGAUCUCUGAGAUGGAGAUGAUGAAGAUGAUCGGCAAGCAUAAGAACAUCAUCAACCUUCUUGGAGCUUGUACUCAGGAUGGUCCACUGUAUGUGAUAGUGGAGUAUGCAUCCAAAGGGAACCUGAGGGAAUACCUGCAGGCUCGGCGCCCCCCAGGCAUGGAAUAUUGCUACAACCCCACCCACAUCCCAGAAGAACAGCUCUCUUUCAAAGACCUGGUGUCCUGCACGUACCAAGUUGCCCGAGGCAUGGAAUACCUUGCAUCCAAAAAGUGCAUCCACCGAGAUCUGGCUGCCAGGAAUGUGUUGGUGACUGAAGACAGUGUGAUGAAGAUUGCUGAUUUUGGCCUGGCUCGAGACAUUCAUCACAUAGAUUACUAUAAGAAGACAACAAAUGGUCGCUUGCCGGUCAAGUGGAUGGCCCCUGAGGCUUUGUUUGACAGGAUAUACACCCAUCAGAGUGACGUAUGGUCCUUCGGCGUUCUGCUGUGGGAGAUCUUCACACUGGGUGGAUCGCCAUACCCAGGAGUGCCAGUGGAGGAGCUCUUCAAGCUGCUGAAAGAGGGGCAUCGAAUGGACAAGCCCAGCAAUUGUACCAAUGAACUGUACAUGAUGAUGCGAGAUUGCUGGCAUGCUGUUCCCUCCCAGAGACCCACAUUUAAGCAGCUGGUAGAAGACUUAGACAGGAUUGUGGCCAUGACUUCUAACCAGGAAUACCUGGACCUUUCCAUGCCCCUGGACCAGUAUUCUCCCAGUUUUCCAGACACCCGCAGCUCAACCUGCUCUUCUGGAGAGGACUCUGUGUUUUCCCACGAUCCCCUUCUUGAUGAGCCAUGCCUUCCCAAGCACCCACCUCAGCUUGCCAAUGGCGGACUCAAAAGGUGCUGAUAUUGCAACUUCUGUCGGGAAGUUUGCGAACCCUCUGUGCGUUCAAGCGUGGUGUGUGUGUGUGUGAGUGAUGCUCGUGCGUAUGUGUGCGCACUUCCCUUCCAGCUGGACUGGUGGUAGAGAGCCACUUGGGGCAGCCAUCAGUCACCUUUUAGCUGUUGUAUUAAUGAACUGUGGAGACUCCAUGUUGAAUAACCAAACUCACACCACCAUCUUCUCAAAGCUGCCAUUAUCGCAAGCCCUCGAUCUCUGGAAGAGAUAUUUGUAGGGAAUCUGCGUUAAUAUUUCCUAUGGAUUAAAGUUGAACUAUGAUCCCCCCCCCCUUUUUGGCCAGUGACUAAACAAAAAAGCUGACCCAAGUGCCAGUGCAUAGACAGCAACAUGUUGUCCCUUCUCUGAAAAGGAUUCUGGAGAGAAUAACAUUCCUUUGAAGAGGAGGGAUCAUUUUCUGCUCUCUUACUUCCAAAUCCAAGCAACCGAACUUCUGACAGCUCAAUAAGCUAACAGCAGAGCUGAGGUGCAAAGCCUCUGGCCCCAGGACACUCUUGAUUCAGCUGUAAACUGGAACAUCUUAAGUUCAGACAAGCAGCAGCAUCUGUGGUUUGAGUGCCUAUCGUCUAUGGUACCAGCCUGGAAUCCACACCUGUGAUAGCUUCCUAAUUCCAGUACAGCGCAAUCAUACACAUGUCCAUACAGGGAGCAAGUCCCACUAUUCACAUGGGGCUUCCUCCCAGGCAAAAUGUGCAUAGGGUUGGCAGCCUUGAUUUGUUCUUUGCUGACCAAACUCGGAAAACGACCAGGUACAAACAAUAUUGCACAUCUUCACAGCACUUGACAUUAAAACAUACAGGAUGCAGCCAAAUGAAGCCAGUGCUUGGAAGAUUAAAGACAAACAUCUUAUGUACAUAGCUGCAAAAUGUAUAAAUAUUAAUUAUAUAUUUACUUGUCUUUUUUUUUUUUUAAAUGGCUGUUACCAGAGAUAAUAUCACUUUGGUAGUAAGUUACUAGUGGCUGGUAGGUAUCAGUUGCUAUAAAAACAAAUCAUAUAUUUUGCUACAUUUGCUGGUUUUUUUGUUUUUAAAUUAUGUUCUAAAUUAGGUACUUCAAUAAAAAUUGCUGCUGCUUCAGUUUUA
Messenger RNA from Rhineura floridana, 4363 nucleotides. RefSeq names its product fibroblast growth factor receptor 1 (gene FGFR1). Gene Ontology annotation, cellular component: signaling receptor complex; membrane. Gene Ontology annotation, molecular function: fibroblast growth factor receptor activity; fibroblast growth factor binding; ATP binding. The transcript is spliced from 18 exons. The record is from RefSeq and is a predicted model, not a curated record. Gene Ontology annotation, biological process: fibroblast growth factor receptor signaling pathway; positive regulation of cell population proliferation; multicellular organism development. Lineage: Eukaryota; Metazoa; Chordata; Lepidosauria; Squamata; Rhineuridae. Bases 762 to 3230 code for a protein of 822 amino acids.